AUGGCCUCACAAUCCGUCGUCGUUUUCCUCCUCCUCACUCUCAUAGUCUCCUCCGCCAUAGCUCAGGCUCCGGGACCAUCUCCGACAAGAUCUCCUCUUCCAACAACUCCUUCAAUUUCUCAGCCUCCAAUAACCGCCGCCCCAGCUCCUUCACGCACCACCACUCCUCCGCCUUCCGUCACUCCCACGGCAGCUCCUACUUCUCCUCCAGCUGGCUCACCAACCUCCACCGCCGCUGCUUCACCGCCGGCUCCUCCCACAUCUCUUUCCCCCGAAGGAGCUCCUGACGCAAAUGCUCCCUCUGGCCCGACCGGAUCUACUCCUGCCAAUGACAACAACAACGCUGCUACACUCUCCGCCGGAUCUUUUGCCGGAAUCGUACUCGCCGCCGUCUUGUUACUGUAA
Messenger RNA from Microthlaspi erraticum, 405 nucleotides. NCBI's taxonomy places the organism in Eukaryota, Viridiplantae, Streptophyta, Magnoliopsida, Brassicales, Brassicaceae. The record is from the annotation of a GenBank genome assembly.